AUGGACUGUCUUGCUCAGGCAGUCCGAAAGGAGGUUACGGAUGCUUCCCUUGAACAACUUGAUGUGAUUCAACGAGUUCUUAGGGAUUUUUGUUAUAGCUCUGGCCAUCAGGUGAGUCAAGCAAAAACGAAUAUUUGUUUCUCAAGUAAUGUGGAUCUGAAUCUUUGUAGUGAGAUAAGCGAUGGCUAUCAAUUUACCCAUGUUGAAGAUCUCGGAAGGUACCUAGGAGUUCCUCUUCUUCUUAAGCGAGUUACCCGGGGCACAUUCGCUUACAUUGUUCAAAGGGUACAUGAUCGGCUUGCGGGUCGGAAAUUAAAAACUCUAUCUCUGGCUGGUAGAGUUACUCUUGCAAAAUCAGUUUUGAUUAAUAUUCCUUCUUAUGUGAUGCAAACUAAUCGUAUUCCAAAAGCGGUGUGUGAGGAAAUUAAGAGACUCACAAGAAAUUUUAUUUCGGGAUAUACAGAUACAACAAAAGGGGUCAAUCUCGUUUGUUGGGAUCAGGUUUUGCAUUCUAAAUAUAAAUUGAAAGAUAAGCUUCCAAGUCAAUUGUAUCGAAACGACUGCUCCCGAAAUUGGAGGGGGUUGGAUGUGGUUUGGCCUGAUGUUAGACAAGGCAUUGUUUGGACUCUCGACUCUGGUAUAAAGAUUGACUUCUUGAAGGAUAAUUGGGUGGGUGACACUGCCCCGUUGAUCGAUCAUUAUGCAGCGAUUGUCGCAGUUAAGCCUCCUUCACCGUUAGGAGGGGAGGAUCAGCCUGGCUGGAAGUACUAUCCGAUUAAUGCUAACGAUUGGGAUUUAUUCUUUGGCUCGUUACUUUGGAGCAUUUGGAUUAGGCGCAAUAGAUUUAUUUUUGCACUGGAUACUAUAGUUAGAGAAAGCGUGCUUGUUAUGGCGCAUAAGCUUUGGAUGGAGGCUCAACAGUCUGCCUCAAAACAAAGUGAUUGCCGAGAGGCUUCAUCUCUCUCCUGCUGCAAGGUACAGAUUGCUCAUGUUUCACUAGAUAGGAAUAAAGCUGCAGAUGCAAUGGCAAAAAUCGCGUGA
Messenger RNA from Hibiscus syriacus, 1041 nucleotides. RefSeq lists its product as uncharacterized. Lineage: Eukaryota; Viridiplantae; Streptophyta; Magnoliopsida; Malvales; Malvaceae. The coding region runs from base 1 to 1041 and encodes 346 amino acids. The transcript is spliced from 7 exons. The record is from RefSeq and is a predicted model, not a curated record.